This is a messenger RNA of Parnassius mnemosyne (clouded apollo), 420 nucleotides long. The record is from the annotation of a GenBank genome assembly. Lineage: Eukaryota; Metazoa; Arthropoda; Insecta; Lepidoptera; Papilionidae.
AUGUUGCCAGGCGGAAAAUGCACAUUUGGCGUUCGAAUGCCCAUAGAUAUCCACAUGUUGAAUGAGAUCAUAUACAGAGAGGUGAAGCACUUUAGAAAUUACAAGAUAUAUCGACCCAAUUUUAGAGUAACACCGGUAACUGGAAAGUUCUACGCAGCCCAUGAUCAGUUAAAGGCAGAGACCGAAGAAGAGACGCGGAAGGUGGAUAACUAUCAUAGCAAUGUGUCGAAAUCGAGAGCAAAGGGUCCACAUAGCAAAUAUCCCUCACCGGCUACCGAGAACCAAAUAUACGGCUGGUACACUGACCCUCUAGUCCCCAUGGAUCGCAAUGACCGUCGUUUUUACCAUCCGAGGAGAGAAAGUGAACACACUAAAGUAGAAAUAGUCAUCCUCAUGUCCAACAAUAAGAAAAGAAAGUAA